AAGCAAAUCUAUGACUAUAAAAGAAGCCAUUCUGUCUCCUUCCAAGCCAAUCCCAACUGACCAUGGGUGUCUAUUCGGCAAUCUCAAGCUUUUUCACAACCACUGCACCAAACUACCAUGGAACGUACGCCGUGUACCGGGUGUUCAUGUUCAUUUCCGGGGUGAACUUCUUCGACGAUGACUUCAUGGUCGGCCCACUGAACAUGGCUCGCUUCCUGGGCCCAGCGAUAGCUGCCAUCCUCGGGACAAUCUCCUGCAUGAUCCAUCUGCACCGAUACCUGGACGAAGUGGACCAGGUGAUCCUCAGCCUGGCGGCGUUCUUCUCCGGCACCGAGCUGCUCAUCAAGAUGUGCGGCAUGGCGUUGAAGCGGAACAAGGGCGCGGAACUGUUGGCGGUUAUUUUGAACGAUCGCAGCUACGAGGACGGACCGGUUGAGCGGGCGAUCUUUGUCAACUACCAUGGUUUGGCGAGGACGCUGAUGUUCAUCACGAUCUUUUCGUACCCGUUUACGGCGCUGAUGUUGAUCUCCUAUCCGGUGAUUGCGGGCAAGCUGGGCGAGUUCCUGCUUCCGAUGGGAUUCUCGAUCCCGUUCAUUAGCCACAAACAGCACCCGUGGUACGAGAUCAACUAUCUGAUCGAGGUCGUGCAGAUGGUGUGGUGCGCGAUCGCCUUCAUCGGACUCGACGGACCGUUCUACAUCUACGUGUGCUAUGCGACGUGCAAAAUGGAAGUGAUGAAGACGUACAUCGAGCAGAUCGGUGACAGCGAGGACGUCGAACAGCAGCGGGGUCUCCUGCGGAAGAUAAUCGGCAUUCAUACGCACGUUCUGCAGUUUCUUCGUGAUUGCUCCGACUUUUACCAGGAAAUCUACCUGGCGCAGGUGUUCUUUUCGAUCGCCCACAUUUGCGUCUCGCUGUUUCACGUCCAGUUGAAGUUGAAGAAUAGCUCGUACGGAAUGCUCGCGACAAACGUGGCCAAGAUGUGGAUCUUCUGCUACUGCGGCGAGUUGGUGGUCACCAAGGCGAACGAGGUCUGCGAGGCGAUGUACGCCAACCGGUGGUAUCGGCUGUGGCGCAAGGACGAUCUCCGCACGGUUCGGUUUGUCCUGGCCAAUACGCAGCAGAAGGUGGGCUUCUCGAUCGGAGGGUUUCGCUUUCUGUCGUACGAUGCAUUUACCGAGAUCAUGAAGACCGCCUACAGCUGCAACGCGUUCCUGCACAACAUGUUGAACUGAGUUGAAGAUUUCAUACGCGUCAAUGAAUCGAUGAAUAUUUGAAGUUAUUUGCACCAGUGCACAGCUUUGUUAAUCGUUCCUCUUUAAAUCACAGUUACAAGCAACAUUAAAGUUCUAUUGUUCAG
Molecule: messenger RNA, 1360 nt
Organism: Culex quinquefasciatus (southern house mosquito)
Lineage: Eukaryota; Metazoa; Arthropoda; Insecta; Diptera; Culicidae
Product: odorant receptor 63a
Exons: 3
Coding region: 63-1235 (390 amino acids)
Biological process (GO): detection of chemical stimulus involved in sensory perception of smell; sensory perception of smell
Cellular component (GO): plasma membrane
Molecular function (GO): olfactory receptor activity; odorant binding
Source: RefSeq, a predicted model, not a curated record